Penicillium salamii is the source of this 2331-nucleotide messenger RNA. Lineage: Eukaryota; Fungi; Ascomycota; Eurotiomycetes; Eurotiales; Aspergillaceae. The record is from the annotation of a GenBank genome assembly.
AUGGCGCCGCCAUACAGUGACCAUCCUGAUCACGACUCGGACCACUUACGGUCUGACGAGAAGGUCCCAUUGUUUAUUGCGAACGAAAUCUCGGAGUAUGACUACGAUGGCAUAGAGCCUGAUCCCCGUCCCUGUCACCUCAAGCCACGAAGAGCUCGCCCCUGUUUGGCACGAGCUCUGAGGAAAGGACUCUGCGCCUUCGUGAUCACCGCUUUCAUCAUUUAUCAUCUUGGAUUGCCGAAUGGCUCAACUGCUGGAGACAACCCGCCCCCGCACGCUGAGGCUUCCCCGCUUUGCCAGUCGCAAGAAUGUAUUCAUGCUGCAUCGAAUAUCCUUUACAAUCUUGAUCCUAACUACGAGGAUGUGGACCCCUGCACCAAUUUUGACCAGUAUGUUUGCGGUGGAUGGCGGGAGACCCACGACAUGCGACCCGAUCAGGGCUCGAUCUUUGCAGGUACAAUAAUGGAGGAGAAUGCCCAGACUCGACUGCGUCAUAUAUUGGAGCGUAGUGAGCCACCGCAACCAUCCGAUGCGGACAACUUCAAGAAGCUCAAGUCUGCAUAUGACGCGUGUUUGGAUGAGGCGACAGUCGCCAAACGAGGCAGCAAGCCACUAACUGACAUUCUGGAUGAAUUGAAAAACAUAUACCCUGCAAAGACGGGGCUCGUGAAAGGGGCGCAAGACCACCUUACUAACGCCCUGCUGUACCUGAUGAACGCAGGUGUAGAGGCUUUGACUUCAUCUGGUGUCACUCCUGAUGAUCGAGAUCCUGACAACGUUGUGAUCAUGAUCUCGCCUCCUCGCGUAAUCGGACUUCCCGCUCGCGAGUAUUACAAUAACACAAAGACGGUAGCUGCCUAUACGACCACUUUGAAAGAAGUCGUUCAUGGUCUUGUUGGCGAUGGCUUUGAUAAAGUCGCCGAGGAUGUUGUCGCCUUUGAAAAGAAGCUUGCAGAUGUGACCCCCGACACUCAAACCCAAGAGGAUGUUACCAAAUACUACAAUCCCCUCAGCAUCAAAGAAACCGAGGCCCUGGUACCGGAAAUAUCUUUUACGGAUAUCAUUACUUCCUUGGCACCCCACGACUACAAAGGAGAUCGUCUCAUUGUUGGAUCCCCUUCGUAUAUGAAGGCCUUGUCUGGACUCCUGAAAGACACACCCCGGGAAACCAUCCUGCUUUUCUUGCAGUGGAAGCUGGUACAAGAAUUUGCAGGUGUGAUUGAAGAUGACUCAAUUGAGCCUCUCCGACGCUUCAAGAAUGAGCUUGCCGGCAAGGAGCCGCAGGCUAAAGAGGAGAGAUGGCGCCAGUGCCUUGGACGCCUCGAUGAAGGUCUUGCGUGGAGUCUUAGCCGAUUCUACGUACUCGAUUCUUUCUCGGAGGGCUCCAAAAAGCUUGGUGAUCAAAUUGUCUCAGACAUCAAAGAACGAUUUAUCUUCACCUUGGGUCAGACAAGCUGGAUGUCGGCUGAUGUGCGCAAGUUGGGAAUCCAGAAAGUCGAGAACAUUGUCCAGAAGAUUGGCUUCCCGACUAAAAGCCCCAACGUCCUGGACCCAGAGGAUGUGAAGAAAUACUAUCGUGACCUGGAAGUAUCGAAAGAUACUUUCUUUGAGAACGAAGUGGCCGUUGCUAGAUUCCUCCUUCGUGACGAAUGGUCCAAGCUUGGAAAGCCUACUAACCGUGAUGAGUGGGACAUGAGUGCCCCGACUGUUAACGCCUACUACAACCCGCCAGGAAAUGAAAUUGUUUUCCCUGCUGGUAUCAUGCAGGCCCCGGCGUUCUAUGGGCCUGCUGCCCCAUUGUACCUGGCUUAUGGUGCCUUCGGCGCCGUGAGUGGUCACGAGCUUUCCCACGCCUUCGACUCUACCGGUCGUCACUACGACCAAGUCGGCAACUACACCGAUUGGUGGGAUGACAAAACCGUGAAUGCAUUCGAAGAACGAGCUCAAUGCUUCAUUGACCAGUACUCUAACUUCACUGUCACUGGACCGGAUGACAAAGUUCUCCAUGUGAACGGUCGAUUGACAUUGGGUGAGAACAUCGCAGACGCUGGAGGUCUCACUGCUUCAUUCCACGCUUGGAAGAAACAUGAUGAGGCAAAAGCCGAUUUGCACCUUCCCGGCCUAGAGAAGUUCACCAAAGAGCAGCUGUUCUUUAUCUCUUACGGCAACUGGUGGUGCGGGAAGACAACGAAAGAGGCCGCCGAACAGGCGAUCUACAACGACCCGCAUGCGCCCAAGUCAGCACGCAUCAUUGAAACCAUGGCCAACUCCCGUGAGUUCAAGGACGCAUUUAGUUGCCCCCACCAGAAGCCAACAUGUAAACUGUGGUGA